Messenger RNA from Loa loa (African eye worm), 402 nucleotides. RefSeq lists its product as hypothetical. The record is from RefSeq and is a predicted model, not a curated record. The transcript is spliced from 5 exons. NCBI's taxonomy places the organism in Eukaryota, Metazoa, Nematoda, Chromadorea, Rhabditida, Onchocercidae. The annotation marks the transcript as partial.
AUGGAGGGUGCACGAGGGCUCAAGAGGGAGAUACUGUUACUUGCCUGGCAUUUGCUACCCCAUCCAUAUAUUGUUAUGAGAAGCGAAAAUGCAGAUAGUGAACACGGAAAAGUUAUGCAAAUAUUUGCUCCAUUGAUUUCCGUUGUCACACGACUGUUUCCUGUAGGCCAAGGACAACCGUGUGUACGUCUUUGCGUGAUUUAUGAAGGUGGGGAAUUCGAGCUGUUACGAACAAAAGACAAAAUAUUCUAUUCUAUAAUGAUUUUAAAGCAUAGGUGGACAAACAGAAAACAACACGGACGUAGAGCUUCGCAAUAUUCGAAAUUCGCGACAACUCACUCGGCAACGUCACAGCACCAAAUUUUAGCAAUAGCAAGGUUAACUCCUACUCCUCAGAAGAGU